Messenger RNA from Arabidopsis lyrata subsp. lyrata, 1225 nucleotides. Its product is annotated as phosphoserine phosphatase, chloroplastic. The coding region runs from base 221 to 1111 and encodes 296 amino acids. The record is from RefSeq and is a predicted model, not a curated record. The transcript is spliced from 8 exons. Lineage: Eukaryota; Viridiplantae; Streptophyta; Magnoliopsida; Brassicales; Brassicaceae. Gene Ontology annotation, molecular function: magnesium ion binding; L-phosphoserine phosphatase activity. Gene Ontology annotation, cellular component: cytoplasm. Gene Ontology annotation, biological process: L-serine biosynthetic process; dephosphorylation.
CUUUGACGGUUUAGUUAAACUAAUAAAGGGCAAAACUGUCAUUUUGACGGUUGAUCCAUGUUUUCACCAACCAAACAACACUCUUCUCAGUGACUUUUUUUUUUUUGUUUUUUAAUUAUUAUUGAUCGAUCAUCCAAAGCAGCAGCCGAAGACGACCGCCGGCGAUUUUUCCGGUUGGUAAUUGUUCUCGUCUGAUCUUCUUCCUCACGCUCCUGUUUCAAUGGAAGCAAUAGCUACUUCAAGGGUUGUGCCAGUUCAGCUUCCCUGUAGAAGACAGCUCUCUUCACUUUUUGCUAAUUCGUCUUGCAUUGAGUUAAGGAGAUAUCCUUGUAGAGGUCUUGUCUCGAUCAUGCACCAUCCCAAAUUGCUUCGUCCAGUGACUGCUUCUGUGCAGCCACAAGAGUUGUCGGCUUUGGGGAACGAAAGCAACGUUGUUCCUUCUAAAGAAAUUCUUGAUCUUUGGCGAAGUGUUGAAGCGGUAUGUUUCGAUGUGGAUAGCACGGUUUGUGUGGAUGAAGGUAUUGAUGAACUUGCUGAGUUUUGUGGAGCUGGAAAGGCUGUUGCUGAAUGGACUGCCAGAGCGAUGGGUGGAUCUGUUCCAUUUGAAGAAGCUCUAGCUGCAAGACUUUCUUUGUUCAAGCCUUCUCUUUCAAAAGUUGAGGAAUAUCUCGAAAACAGACCCCCGAGGCUAUCCCCUGGCAUUGAAGAGUUGGUCAAGAAACUCAGAGCCAAUAAUAUUGAUGUCUAUUUGAUAUCUGGAGGUUUUCGACAGAUGAUCAAUCCUGUAGCAUCGAUUCUUGGCAUCCCUCGGGAGAAUAUCUUUGCUAACAAUCUUCUAUUUGGAAACUCCGGCGAGUUUCUGGGCUUUGAUGAGAACGAACCUACAUCAAGAAGUGGAGGCAAAGCCAAGGCUGUGCAACAAAUACGAAAGGGUCGUCUCUACAAGACUAUGGCCAUGAUUGGAGAUGGUGCUACUGAUCUCGAAGCACGUAAACCUGGUGGCGCAGACUUGUUCAUAUGCUACGCCGGAGUUCAGCUUCGUGAAGCCGUUGCAGCAAAAGCAGACUGGCUUAUCUUUAAGUUUGAAUCUCUCAUAAACUCAUUGGACUAAAAGAUAGUGAUUAUUCUCGUUUAUCUAAACUCAUUAUUCAUAUCUCCAAAUUUGUACCCUUUUUUUAUGAAUUUGUGUGAAAUACCAUUGAAUCAACAAAUGUUUUUGCCAACU